Molecule: messenger RNA, 2477 nt
Organism: Dunckerocampus dactyliophorus (ringed pipefish)
Lineage: Eukaryota; Metazoa; Chordata; Actinopteri; Syngnathiformes; Syngnathidae
Gene: cnn1b
Product: calponin 1, basic, smooth muscle, b
Exons: 7
Coding region: 207-1103 (298 amino acids)
Biological process (GO): actomyosin structure organization
Molecular function (GO): actin binding
Source: RefSeq, a predicted model, not a curated record
AACACAUUCUGAAAAGUGUCGGAAAGUUGCCUCCACACUUCACCGCCAUUGUCCAAACGGGACGGUUCCGAAUAUAAGAAGAGACCCGCGGAUUAGUUGGGGACUUCCCCGUGUGUUUCCCCUUCUCCCGGACUCAGAAUUGUGACCCGUUCGUCCAUCUUUAAAGCUCUAGCGUGCUUUCAUUGUAAAUAGACUCAGCAGCUAACAUGUCACAGCAUUUCAGGAGCGGCCCAGCCUUCGGACUUUCCGCCGAGGUCAAGAGUAAGCUGGCAGGGAAAUAUGACCCACAUAUGGAGGAGGAGCUAAGGCUAUGGAUUCAGGAUGUGACCGGCAAGAGGAUUGGCGAGAACUUCAUGGAGAGUCUGAAAGAUGGAGUAGUGCUAUGCGAACUCAUCAAUGUUCUUCAGCCCGGUUCUGUAAAAAAGAUCAACCACUCCAGUCAAAACUGGCACCAGUUGGAAAACAUUGGAAAUUUUGUCCGUGCGAUCACCGAGUACGGCCUGAAGCCUCACGACAUCUUUGAGGCCAACGACCUGUUUGAGAAUGUCAACCACACUCAGGUCCAGUCCUCGCUUAUCGCUCUGGCGGGAAUGGCCAAGUCGAAAGGUUUCCACUCGAAGUAUGACAUCGGAGUGAAGUAUGCUGAGAAACAGCAGCGCCGCUUUGCUCCAGAGAAGCUCAGGGAGGGACGCAACAUCAUCGGCCUGCAGAUGGGUACCAACAAGCUUGCCAGCCAAAAAGGUAUGACCUCUUACGGCACAAGACGUCAUCUGUAUGACUCGAGGAUGGGCAUGGACAACCCAAUGGACCAGUCCACCAUCAGCUUACAGAUGGGUACCAAUAAAGGAGCCAACCAGUCUGGUAUGACAGCCCCAGGAACAAGGAGGCACAUCUUUGACAAGAAGCUGGAGCUGGAGAACUGUGACACCACCACUAUAUCCCUGCAGAUGGGCACCAACAAAGUGGCAUCCCAGCAGGGCAUGACUACCUACGGCCUCCCCCGCCAGGUUUAUGACAACAAGUACUGCGCCAACCCCACCGAGGCCUACUACAACAACGGGAGUGAAGUGGAGUUUGACGGAUACAACCAGUACUCUGACUAAGAGAACCACAGGCGGCCUCAGACAACCCCCUUCUUUGCUAAACUCCAGACAACCAACCACGACUUGUCUUAAUGAUGAGCAAACCCGCCCACCCAGACUGUUAUUUAAACACUGAUUUGACGUCAUUGUCGUCUCCAUUCCUGGCCUUUUUCGAAACAUUUUACUCUUGGGAAAUGUUUCCAUGAGUAAAACAAUAAUAGUGUUUUUACUUUUAAAUUUUCAUGUUGUGGCCAACUUCUGUAUUUUCAUCCUAAAUCUUUAUUUUUUUCCUCUCUCUUUCUCUGAUGACUUUAAUCACUGCGAGAAUGGUACCAGACACUCAGAGGUUGAUAUUUAAUAGAUAUUUAUAGAUCAUUUUCCACAACAUUAUAUUCUUGUAUUGUAAUUAGAUGUCCCGACAACAGAAUUUGGCAGUUUCUGUCAUGGAGAAGUUACCAUGUUGGUGCUACUGAACCUUUUUGGGAGUCGGAUCCAUGUUUUCAUAGAAGCUUCGCAGGGCCCUCCUUCUUCAAAAGACCCUUAGAUUUAUAUGGACACUUUUUUAAAAAAAAAUCACCUAAUAUAGUCAGAAGCCUAACAUAUUGCCUUUUGAUUCCGUAGACUGGUACAAGUACAAUUGAUGCGGUUCGUGUGGAAUGUGUCUUUGGCUGUUGAAGUAUAAUACAAAUAUAGAGAGGGGUCUAGACAUGCUUGAAAGCUGAUUUACUUAUAGUCACCACAAAUUCUUACACAGCAAAGAGGCUUGCUUUUAUUAUUUUAUACAAGAAAAAAAAUGCCUUUUUUGCCUUUUGUGAACUUCUCUCAGCUUCGACGUUGUCGCUCUGCUCAGAACGCAGGAUCAGUUGUUGUUAAACACACACGCGAGUUUCUCUUAUCAAGCUACUGUACUGUACUGUUGGAACCCACCACUUUAUCUUGAAUGUAAUGUUGCUAUUCGUGCCACAAGCUGUGAUGGAUGCACUGCGAUGGAAAAUGUUAAGCUGGCACGCAAGCUAUGCACACGUCACCAGUACAUUUUUCAGACUGAAGUGUGGCUCAUACUGUUAGAUUUGCAGUCCCUGUGCUAUUAGCAGAUAUCAAACGUGAAUGCGCCAAAAGCAGCUUGGAGUGGAGCGCCAUCUAGUGUCCCGAAAGCUUCCCACCAGGUACACGAACAGUCACAUCUUUUAACAUUCCUUUAAUUGAAUGAGUUGAGGAAAAGCAGUUUUUACAGUGCAUUUACUGAUCUGUGAUGUCUACAAUGGCGAUAGUUAAUGGUAACAUUUCACUUUUCAAGAGUUGGCUGUGUUUCGACAUUGUACUUAAGUUCUUUCUUUUUCUAUAAUGGCUUUCACUAAACAUGACAUUUGUGCAAUAAAAACACAUUAAAAAUAC